CUUGGUUUGCGUAUACUAUUUGAGAAUCAACUUCCAAGUUCUACGAUGUUCAUACGUUACCUUAUCCUGAAGGCGCUAUGCAUCUCGCUGUGUGUCGCCUCAUCUGCAACCGGCCCCAACGAGGAGGCGGCUCGGGACUUUAUAGAACACGUGUUAAGAAUACCCAAUCCUGACAAGGUAUUGAACUCCGUUCUUGGUCGGCUGGAGAGGAACAGGCAUCAAGCAUUGACGGCAAGGCAACGGCUGUCCGAGGAAAUUGACUGCGAGGAACCAUCAGAGAUAUUACCGGAAUACACCGAAUCUAUACAAGCGUCAAGGGAACGUGAGCUGAGACAACUAGGAGCACAGAAACAUUACCCCAUAUGCCACCUGGAAAGAAAGAUUCGAAGAUUGAAUACAAACGAGUAUGAAUACCGCCCAGCUUACUAUGAGGAGGUCCGUUGUAGUGCAGUGAACAACGAAGAUUUUAGUGGAUCCAAUGAGAUUUGUUCCAGCCUUGGGUUUUCUUGUGUUCAGUGGAACAAAACUAUUCAUUUGACUAGAAGACGAUACUCCAGUGACUGCUGGGAGACCAGAACGAUGGUGAUACCAGCUGGCUGCGAGUGUAUGUGGCCGGUGCAUCGGCUCGGUGACAUGACUUUACACGUUUGAAAAAUACACCUCACUCACAUACU
Molecule: messenger RNA, 674 nt
Organism: Achroia grisella
Lineage: Eukaryota; Metazoa; Arthropoda; Insecta; Lepidoptera; Pyralidae
Exons: 6
Coding region: 46-651 (201 amino acids)
Source: RefSeq, a predicted model, not a curated record